GCAACAACGUUCUGCUUUUGGUGUGGAAGACGUUUAUGUUGUUUUAGAAAAGAUAUACGCCAGACAUUUUGAUGGAUCAAACUGACGUUUGAAAAAAGCUAAAUGAAAUGGCUAAACUCUGCCAUGUGUAAAUCUAAUGAACAUAUCUCUAAACUCGGGUUUUUUGGAGGAAUUUGGCGACUUAAAGUUCGGUGAGGUGUUUUGAAGAUAUUUUGUGGAUCACAGCUGAGCGAGAAACCUGUUUAUUUUCUAUUAGCUAAAACAAGUUGGAGUUAUGUGCUCAUUAAAAGGUGUUUAAACUCCUUGGAAAUCCUAUUAGACUUCUUAAAUGGGUUAUUUAUAAAUGCUCAGUUGCCGGAGCCGUUCGACGCGCUUGUAUCUCUGCAAAAACGGCCAUUUAAAAAAACAAUAGUGUAUUUUUAUCUAUAAGUACAUUUCAUGUAAUCAUCACUGAGGUUGCUGACGCUAUUAUAAUGAUGCCCAAUUACGUUAGUGUGAAUAAACUUAAAAUAACAGAGUUCUUGCCAGGAUAUAAACUUUAAGACUUUGCAUAUUUCUGGUUUUGCUGCCCAGCAAAAGAUUUAUUCAGAUUUAAUCAGAUAUUUCAGUACGAAAACCCAUAUAUAGUGUUCGCUUCGCUUUCACUGCUAUCAUAUUCGCUCGCACCAUUGUUUGAAUAAAUGCUUUUAUAUUAAACAUUUAUGCUGUAUUACACUAACAUUAAGGCUUUUGGCAUUUUCUGAUGUGAGUUUUUACAAUUUGUGUUCAUUAGAUUUGAGCACAUCAUAAUAUCUUCUGAUAAACUGAGACACUUUUUGAUGGUUUUUCACCAGUGAAUUUUUUCUCUUUUUGUUGUUGCCUUCUGGAUCUAUUUUAAGGAUUAUUUUGAAUAUAAUUUUAUCGUCAUGAGUUUGGGAAAAUUGCCUGCGAUUAAAGGACUGGUCACCACAUCUAACAAUAAUCGGCGCUUUAAAAGCGACCUGUCAGUGGACAUGAUCAGCCCACCGCUCGGGGACUUCCGCCACACUAUGCACGUUGGCCGCGGCGGAGAUGUUUUCGGUGACACCUCAUUUUUAAGCAACUACGGCGGUUCAAUGAACGACGGAGGGUCGGGGAACCCAGAUUCACCAUCCGGCUCAAAAACAACACGAUUUUUCUCGCGCACACUUCGACACGUACGGAAAAACCCGCCGCCUCGGCUGAGAGGGGGGUCACGUGACUUCACCUCCCCUCCCCCGCCGAUCUCACCCAUCAUUAAAAAUGCCAUCUCUCUGCCUCAGCUGAACCUGGACACUUCCAGUGGCCACCACAUGAGGGCGCUGCUCCCCAUCUCCAUCAGUUCACCUGCGCAGUCGCUCUGCUCGUACGGUCUUCAUUCUGGUUUUGUAACACUGCCUCGCUUUUCCCGGCUUGAUCAAAACCCUGGAGAAACAUCUGGAACGCUCUUCACAGACUACAGACGGAGUUCACUGCAGGAGAACAGUGACGUGACGCUGACACGCUCUGAUUCGCUCACGUCCUUCAAUGUGGACCUCGGCCCCUCCCUCAUGAGUGAAGUUCUGCAGUUGAUUGACAGCGCCAACAGUCUCUUUAGUAGCAGUAAGAACUGGGAGAGAGAGGAAGAGGAGGAAGAGUCAAGCUCAGUGUUAGAGAUGGAGAGCCCAUCCAUCUCUUCUGCAGAGAGUGUGAGGGUCUCUGUGAGCAGCACGAGGCGCUCUGACACCUCACACAAGACUCAGCAGGAACAUGAUGAUGAUGAUGACGAUGAUUGUAAACAGCUGAUGACAGAUACGUCACUCAGUUGUCCAAUCAGAGUUGAGGUGAGUAUGGAGCCCAGGAGGUUCCAGCAAGCUGCUAAUGUGCUAGCGCGUCACUUUGGAGAAGGCAGCAGUCUCUUAAAGGAGCAGCAUCGACCUGAAGAAGAAAAAAACAGACCUUCAUCAUUCAGCCACAUGAGGGUGCCACUCACCUUUCCUGAGACAGAAGAAGAAAUCAAAGUGUAAAGUACACAAUAUUAGAACAGUCACCUAACCAGUCAGAUUUGUAAAUACACCGUUAUCUUAAACUUGCAUCAGUUUUGGAGUUUUGACACAACAGAUACAAGGACCUGAAUGAGACAUUUUUCUAAGCACUCUAGAAAGUCAUGUUAUAGUUAAAGUUCAAAGUCUGCAAUUGAACUGUGGAAUCAAAGGUAAAUAUGAUGUCUUUUCUGUACAUUUGAUAUUGAUGUUUUAGCAGGUGAAUUCACAUAUAAAAUAAAGGCCGAUUUUACCAGGAGACGCAGCUGAAAAUACCCAACCAGGCAAAGGUUUGGACACAAUUAAAUGAAUGUAUGAUUCUCAUGAUCUAAGAUGAGAGCUGAACCACAAGAGUCUUGAAUAUAAUUGUAAACUAAUUAUUGCCCAGAUUUGUGCCAGAGUUUAUUUGCAAUUUUCAUAUGAACAUACUGUGCAUUUCUAUUAAAAUGUUUAAGUGUAUUUUUUCAUGUAAAUAUUUAAUAUUGCAAUUUUUGUGACCAGUGGGCACAUACAGCUCUGGAAAAAAUGAAGAGACCACUGCAAAUGUUCAGUUUCUCUGGAUUUACUAUUUAUAGGUAUGUGUUUGAG
Molecule: messenger RNA, 2606 nt
Organism: Myxocyprinus asiaticus (Chinese sucker)
Lineage: Eukaryota; Metazoa; Chordata; Actinopteri; Cypriniformes; Catostomidae
Product: cdc42 effector protein 1-like
Exons: 2
Coding region: 906-2003 (365 amino acids)
Source: RefSeq, a predicted model, not a curated record